This is a messenger RNA of Botrytis fragariae, 912 nucleotides long. RefSeq lists its product as uncharacterized. Gene Ontology annotation, biological process: mycotoxin biosynthetic process. Lineage: Eukaryota; Fungi; Ascomycota; Leotiomycetes; Helotiales; Sclerotiniaceae. Bases 1 to 912 code for a protein of 303 amino acids. The record is from RefSeq and is a predicted model, not a curated record. The transcript has 5 exons.
AUGGCUAUCAUGGGACUUUCAAAACAGUUCCAGACUUCUUCUCUCUGGGCCAAGGCGGCUUCGUCGUCGAAAUAUAAACUCUUGGAGGAAGAGCAAACAUCUUCAUCUGCCUCACUUCCUCUCCCCGAAGACAAGGAGAAUAUGCACACCUUAACUAUAAUCUCUACCACUGCAAAUACCAUCUCGAAGAUAUGGAUAUUGCACAUGAUCUUGUUCAUGAUCUCUGGUGCUAUGUUACUACAUUCGACCCUCAAGCUCUCUGGCAAAAGUUACUGUAUUGAGAAACUAUCUCCUUACUCUCCAGGUCUUCACAUUUUCCAGGAUGUAGACAAGGUAUACCGAUUCGACGUGGGCUAUAACUCCCAUUCUAGUUUCAGAGGGCCUCCAUCACCUGAACGCGAUGCUGUUUGGGACAGAAUUACACAUGUGGGUGCGAUGAGCAUAUCUGAGGAGACGCGCCAGAAGAUAAAUGCUUCGGAUGGAUCGGUGAGGCUACCGAAAGAAAGCGGGGGUGGAUUCAUGGCUAUGACUGAGUUUGUUCAUGAAAUGCAUUGCAUUGACCGUCUCUGGAAGCAUACAUACCCAGAUUAUUACAUAGACGAGUACAAUCAUACAAUUAAAGAAACGGAGGACUGGCACGAACACGCUGAUCAUUGUGCGGAAAUUCUCCGGCAAAAAGUGAUGUGCAAUGCAGAUGUCACCGUCGUCACCUACAAUUGGUUGAAAAAUCACGAAUCGCCUCACCCAAACUUCAACAGCCAGCACAAGUGCAGGGACUUUGAUGCUGCACUGGAGUGGGCGAUUGCGAAUCAAGCACCUCCUCCAAAAGAAGGGAAAGUAUAUCGGCCAACCGAUGGAACUCAUUACUUUGAGUACGACGAUCUACCUUUUGAUCCUAGAAAGCUUUCGUGA